AUGCCAAAUCCAGAAGACUACGUAGUCGGCUUGAUCUGUGGGCAACAAAAUGAAUACAUCGCUGUGUUGUGCAUCCUGGACCAGAAACACGACCCUCUUCCCCUUUCCCGCCAUGAUCUCAGCCAUUAUACAACAGGAAGGAUUGGGAAUCUCAAUGUCGUUAUUACCAUGCCAUCAGAGUCAGUACUAGAUUCCCUAGGUAGGCUUACUGUCGACAUGUUGAGAUCCUUCCCUAACAUCAUUCUGUGUUUGAUGGUCACUACUGGAGGAGCUGUUCCAAGACCAGACCAUGAUAUUCGCUUAGGCGAUGUUGUGGUGAGCACCGAUGGCAAUAAUAAGCCGGGCGUAGUACAACUCGAUUUUCGAAAGACUGUUAGUGGAACAGUUCAAGUGGAACGAGAAUCAGCUAUACACCCGCCACCGUUGCCUGGUUUGAACGCUGCAGUCAGUCUUGCUUCUUACCACGCGAGAAACGGAAACCAUAUUGACGAAGGAAUCCAUGACAUUUUGGACAUGAAUCCGCGGAUGCGUGUUAGGUACCAAAGGCCAAGUCCAAGUACUGACAGGUUAUUCAAACCCGAUGCUACGCACGACAUAUGCUGUAACGAGGACGGUUGUAGUAGCGAUCCAUCGAAUUACAUAUCGCGUCGCGACCGACGCCCUGAGGAUGAUAUAUCAGAAAUUCAUUAUGGCACGAUUGGCUUAGGGAAUAGCAUUUUGAAGAACGCCAUUGCCCGAAAUCGAUUAGCGACUGAAGAUAGGGAUAUUUUGUGUCUUGCAGCUGGAACAGGACCAGGAAUUAUAAUGCCCUUUCGUCUCAUUUGCGGUAUUUGCAGCUAUUGCGAUUCCCAUAAGAGUCGAGAGUGGCAACCAUAUGCAGCAAUGGCAGCAGCCGUGUACACGCGGGAUCUUCUUCUGCAAAUCUCUCCUCAGCCGAUUGAGAAUCAGCGCAGGUUGGCAGACCUUAUGACAGGAAUCAAUCUGAUCGAGGAUAAUAUGCUAGCAAUUCGGCAUGCUGUAGCUUCGGGGUCAGAUAUAGAGGCAGAGAAUUCAGCCGGCGCCCCCACAGAUGAUGAGCCGUCAUCUAAGUGGAUCAGCCACUCCGUAACUUCAGAAACAGAUAUGACAGCUCCAAAAAGCUCUAUAUCUUUGCAUGAAAUGGCACAGUCGGGAGGUAGACAUGAAUUUGACAAUGGCUCAACUGUCCCAACAUCUGUUGAUAUGGGAGAGCAAGGGAAAAGUCAAGACGCCACUGACAACACUUCAAUUUACACCUCUGAUAUUCCCGAGUCGUCAAAGUAUAUGUAUGAUCUUGCUGCCAGCUUCUUCGAACCUUCCCAGAUUCCAGAAUCAGACUCUUUGGAGAGAAUUUUGAAGAGUCUACCAGAUAUACUACGCGGCUUCGCUUUGAGAAUUGGUGGGGAACAGGAGACCUUGGGUCAUUUUGAGAUUAUGAAGUUCCUUCAUCAGAAACGAAAGGAUAUUUCUCAAGAAUUUGAACGAUACUAUCUGAGAGACAGUGAUAAUAUUGAGCAAAAGUCAGAUGCUAUGCCAUUCGGCGAUAAAGUCGCCAGUUGGCAGAUAGAAGAUGCAGAAAGUUGCGAAGAAGAUCCAAACCCUGAACCAUAUGUCGAUGACCCAGUAAUUAAUGACGACAUAAAUAUCGAUACAUCACACUUCGAACCUUCGAAAUACCAUGGAUUAGUCAAAAAGUCGACUGCGUUCCAGUGGUUUAUUUCUCGUUUGCAUCGGGAAGCCAACAUGACGACCUCUGACGCUAGUUCAAUGAAAACAAUUUCCACAAAGAUCCGAGACGCGUUGUACGCCCGGACGGAAAACCGUACAAUUAGCAGAUUGAAAGGUCCUCCAAGGUGUUCAAUGACAUAUGAGUCAGAUUGGAAACCAUUAUUGUUUUUCACGAGAGAGGAAUAUACCGAGAUUGCUGAAGACGCGCUCGCGGGAUCAAUCGUACUGGUACGAGACGGAAACAAUGUUCAAGAGGCUCUGACAUGCUCAGAUUAUGUCACUCGUACUUGGAAAUUUUUCGGUGAAGAUUUCUUGCACCUAACAAAACAUGUUCUGCGAAGUAACUCAGGCUCCAAGUGCUCAGUCACGUUGUUUGACCAGACAAAACUCACAGGAUGGCUCGACUUCCAAGGAAACUUCAAGUUGGAGGUUUCGGGAACUGUUGAGGCAAUUGCAGAAGUAGGGGAGCUGUAUGGAUGGUUGACCACAGCGCUCCGAUCAGCGCAUGCUGACAAGGUUGUCAUCGCCGAGCCUAAGAUCGCUAUUGACAUUGGGAAUCGGAGCAUGGCACCCGUCGCUAAUCUCAGUAUCAGAUAUUCAGAUGAUGCUUUACGCCCCGAAGGCCAAUGCUGGAUGGAUUUAUUCAGAAACCCCGUGGUUGUUCAUGGUUUCCCCGUCCGACGUCGUGGGUCAAAUACAAAGCCGGGACUCGAAGUCACACUCCCUCUUCUUUCUGCGCUAUUGAGAACACAACAGAUAGCUAAUUUUUGUGGCAAAGUCCUUCUGAAAGGGUUUUGCACAAUCUUGGUUCCGACGGAGUAUGACGAGGAAAUAGUACAUUGGCAUGUGUUGUUUAACGAGGACGGGAGCCGGUUUUCAUUUUCGGAUCCGCGAGUUCCAGCUAUUGCCAAUGAUUUUAAUCUUGCAAAACAUUUGACUUCUACAGGCAUCAACAACGCUCGGCAUGUCGUUGGCUGGUGCGCACAUGCUUUGAACUUCGCCGGUUCAAAAAAUAUCACCCAUGUAAGAAAGACACAGCUAGGAGAGCCAGGUCGUUUUUUUGCUUUGGAUCGCUUCUCUGUAUCAGGAGGCAAGAUUCUCACAGCAGGCGUCUCUGUGGCAGUGGGCAAGAAGGACAAACCUGCGAGGCUGGGAAACACAUCUGACUAUCAUCGACAACGUGCUGCUUCAUCUUGUUCGGGCUUCCAUCGCGUCACGAAGAGAGAUGAUCAAACAGUGAUCUUCAAUGAUGACGAUAUCAUUGAAGCAGAUUCUCCGUACGAAGGAAAGAUGAGUGCGAGAAAUGUUCUCCGGUGUCAAAAAAACAUGGACCUCAAGAUAUACGAGAAGUGGAACAGGCCUAUUGAAGAAACCGUCUGGGACACGCCGGGAGGAGAGGGAACAGGCAAAACAACUAUCAAGAGACAGAUCGAGUGGUAUCAUUUUGCAGACGAGGUAGGGAGGGUGUACGAAACUCUCCAAAUGCUUCACGACAUCCAGACCGAUGCGUCGACAACGGACGGAUACAAGGCGAAGAUAAAGAUGUCGCUUCGACGACAUCUUGUGGGAUGGGAUUUCACAGAUGUGGUUGAUGGAGUUGGUUCCAUCUAUCUUAAAGAAGAGACUCUUCAGGAUACUGGGUUCGGUUGGGUCGAUCUAGUGAGGGCGAUUGAUGCAGUUACCCUCUUUGGCAAAGGGUUUGGCCAAAUCAUCAAGCCGAAGGACGCGGGCUCAACGUGUGCCGCAUGGGGUGAAAUGCCACUGGGACGCGACCUAUUGGCAACCACUAUACCCGUCAUAAAGGACAUCAUGAACUCGAAUGGGUAUGGCCUAGGGAGUGAGCCGUGCUGGAAGCUGUUCACAGAUUAUUACUGGCAUCAGCCCGACCACCUUUUUGAUGUUUGCAAUCCUGGGGCCAAGUGUCGUUGCGACCGCGUACAGGUCCUAUUGCCUGAAAAGACAUUUCAUCUACGUCGAAAAUUCAGGCUUAACGCAAGAAGCCCGUCCCUAGACAUUCAGGGCGACGGCGCAGUGAUAUUUGGGCAUAGUCUUGUUUGCCCUCUGACAUGGACCUCAACUCCGGGAUUACCUCCUACUUUGGAGGGCCAAGAAUCAGGGCUUGAAAACACUACCCAAGUUUCCAGCCACAGUGAUAGUGUUCUAGAAACAGACUUUUCGGUGCCAGGGAGCGGUUCAACACCACUAACAAUAUUGCCGUCUGGUAAUUCCACCCCUGUACUUGAUGGAAGUGCGAGCAGGGGACUAAACAGCCAGCUAUCUGAGCAAGGAACAGGCGAGAGAGGCACAAUCGGAGGUAUUGCUAGAAAAGCAAGGGAAAAAUUAAGAGUUGUAGCGUCGAAAGGGAAGGAGAAAUUGACAUGGAAAGGCUCCGAACGUUAA
Messenger RNA from Fusarium proliferatum ET1, 4146 nucleotides. RefSeq lists its product as uncharacterized. The transcript has 6 exons. Gene Ontology annotation, molecular function: catalytic activity. The coding region runs from base 1 to 4146 and encodes 1381 amino acids. Lineage: Eukaryota; Fungi; Ascomycota; Sordariomycetes; Hypocreales; Nectriaceae. Gene Ontology annotation, biological process: nucleoside metabolic process. The record is from RefSeq and is a predicted model, not a curated record.